Molecule: messenger RNA, 342 nt
Organism: Rangifer tarandus platyrhynchus (Svalbard reindeer)
Lineage: Eukaryota; Metazoa; Chordata; Mammalia; Artiodactyla; Cervidae
Source: the annotation of a GenBank genome assembly
AUGGUGCAAGGGCCUGUGGGGGACAUGUCCACAGUCUUAAGCACAACCAGGCUGUCUAAGCAGGAGGAAGCCAAGAAGGAGAUGCCUUCGGUCCUCUGCCCAUCACCUGCCAGAGAACCAGGAUACUUGGUGGCAGCUGGCUUACCUUUCUCCAAACAGCCAUCUGUUGUGACAUCACUGUCAGCUGAGCCUGACUCGUCACUUGUAUCAACCAGCUUCCAGAGUGUGCCGUGUGCCCAGGGUCCUCAACCUCCUUGUCCCUAUGGCCCUGGAUGUGCUCUCUCUGCCUUGCAGCAUGGCUUCUGUGUAGCCACCAAGCAGAGAAUCGUGUGUGAUUUCUGA